CAACGAGAAGGCGUUACUCGAAAUCUUCUGCAUGUAAGGGACACGUAGUUUGCAGUAUGGCACAUGUAAGAGUCAUUAGUCAACAACAGAAAGCGACAAUUGCAGUAAGCAAUCGGUAAACCCCUCGUUGGAACACAACAAAAUCAUUCAAUCGAUGGGUUCCAGAGAAGCACUAUCAGCGUCUUCUCUACCAACGAGCAAAGGGAUAGCAGCUUGUCGUACCCUCACAUGCACUUCACCACUGUGAUCGUAGAAUUCACCGUCCACACAGAAACGCCCUGGAGACGUGAGAAAAAUACUGAUCUGUCGGACAGCGAACACUUCCACUGCUGGAUGGCUGAAGUGAGCUCCUCUGUCAAGCUGGGAAGACCAAAGGAAGAGUGUAGGGUCCUAAGGAAAAGUGUACUUGCCUGGAGCAUCAGGGUUAGCAGCUGUCUCCGAGGAAGCAGUGCUUUCACACACAAGACCUAUGUCAUACACAGCAAUCGACCUCGUCACAGGCUGGCACUGCAUCGAAUCUCUUAUACCUGUGCGAUGCCGUUGUCAAGCUGAGUGUUGAAAGCGACGCGCUUGUUGUCAGUCCAAUGCUGUACAGCAUUGUUGUUGAUUAAAUGACUAUGUCGCACGUGUCUCAUGAUGUAGAUCGACUAUAUAGAUGUGCAUUGACCAGUACCUGCACUUUAUCCACUGACAAUAAGUGAAGCAACUCAGUCCGCUCACGCUUCUCUCCCUCGGGUGUGACAUACUUCAUGCGGAACAAAUACGCGGGACGUUGCAUGAUACACCAAAGUCCGGCAACAUCGAACCGCUUUGGGCCUGAUAUGAGGAUAGGAAAAAACAUAUGUGAUGAGGUACGAUUUCAGAUGGUACGUACCGAUCCACCGCAACCGCUCAGCAACGAGAUUCACGUCCAACAGCAUGCCCAGAUAGACACCAUUGCUCCCCCAAACCUUGCCAUCUGCUCGUCCCUCUCCCCCGCCAUCGCACUCGAGCAGGUCUAUGGGCACCGCAACUCCCUGGACGAUUCGAUUGACAGCCCAUCGCACAACAUCCUCCAUCCCGGAAAGCCCCUUGCUCCACAGCGCACGCUCCUUGUUUCGCCCCCCAACAGACAUUGGCGCUUGUGGUGCGAACAGGAAGUCGCUUGCGAGAGAGUUGGCAGUCCCCAUGGGAACAAUGCCUACUGGGGGAACUCUUAAGACAUCGGACGACGGGAUAGCAGAACAGUCGAAUACACUCAUAAGGCCGCCAAUGACCUGCCCAGCACGGAAACGUAAAACCAUUGCAAAGAGAAUGAGGCUGUGCAAGGAUGGAUCUAUCUACCUCUUGCAUGGUUCCAUCACCCCCGACCACCACGACGGCUGACACGUCUGCACGAUGAUCACCGGGUGGGAGAAGAGGGAUUGUCAGGCACUCGGCGGAAGCAGCUUCGGAGGGAUCUGGAGUACGAAUGGCCAAUUGCGCAUGAGAUGGCUCAAACAGACGCCGCGUGAGCUGGACGCCAGAACCGAGGCACGUCGUGUAUAGCACUUCGAUACAAGCACAAGGCAGCGUCUGAAGGAAUAGGUAAAAACUCGCAUCCUCAGGCACCACUCCACGUGCAUGGUGUCACUAAUUCCAACCUGGAGUGUCGGUAGAACAAGGCGCUCCGUUACUUCUCGUCCUCUUCCCGCUCCCGCGGUAGGAUUGGCUAUUAUCACCAUCCUCGUUCCAUCCCAAAUUGUCGACGUUGUUCCCCACUUCCCUGACAGUGGCUGAUAGUACGGCGCAGAGGCGCCGGAGCUGAGACCCUCCGAU
This is a messenger RNA of Vitrella brassicaformis, 1797 nucleotides long. The record is from the annotation of a GenBank genome assembly. Lineage: Eukaryota; Vitrellaceae.